AUGAACGGGCAUCAGAAAUCUUUGAAAGUUGCGGUUGUUGGUGGUGGCAUGACCGGUCUAGCGGUUGCUAUUGGACUCACAAGGGCAGGGGUCGAUGUCGAUAUCUACGAGGCUGCUCCGAAGCUCGGUGAAAUUGGAGCCGGGGUCGGUCUAGGUCCGAACGCCAUACGCGUUCUCAGGGAACUUGAGAUUCUAAGUGAAAUCGAGGCUGCUGUGCUUCCUGAGAAGCUCAAACCCCGGCCAUUCCGUUUCGUCUUUGGCCUUGGUGAACACGAAGUGAUCUUUGAUUAUCCCGAGGAUCCCAAGGACGAUGCGAUAGGGAUACACAGGGUCACAUUCCUUGACGCACUUGUCCAUCUCGUCGACGCUUCCAGGAUACACUGCAACAAACGUUGCGUCGCUGUCCGCGAUCUUGAUUCACAGCGUGUACAAGUCCUCUUUGCGGACGGUACUUCCACAGAAGCUGAUGUUGUCGUUGGCGCGGACGGUGUCCGCUCUGCUGUGCGCUCGUACGUCGUGGAAGGGUCAACCGAGGACGUCACUACGAACGGUGAGGAAACCAAUGGGAAUGAUAUAACCAGAUCGAAGUUGGUUCGCGUGGCUUUCACGAACAACACUGCAUACCGCGGGUUGGUCCCCGUCGAGCAGCUCAAAGCCGCCGGUGCGAGCGAGAGUAUGGUACUUGAAUUGAGUAGACGGUUGCACUGUUUCGUCGGGGACAAGAAGCACGUAUUAACGUUCCCAAUUAAGAACGGAACAGUAGUGAACGUCGUCGCCUUCGCAGCUGACCACUCCAUACCUUGGGGUGCUCGUCCCGUCCCACCAGACGCAUGGGUCACACCGCGCAGCACGGAGGAGCUUCUCAGCAAUUACGAAGGCUGGGGACGUGAUGUGCGAUUGCUUCUCGGUUGCAUCGCGCGUCCGAGUGUCUGGUCUGUGCAUGCUUGUAACCCGCCGUUGGAGAGUUAUGUGAGAGGAAGAGUCGCAUUGGUAGGAGACGCUGCGCACGCGAUGUUACCGUAUCUUGGUGCCGGUGCGGGUCAGGGGCUUGAAGAUGCACUUGUGAUAGUGAGGUUGUUAACUCAACCGCAGACGAAUGCGGGGAAUAUUCAAGAAGUACUCAAGGCAUACGACACCGUCCGCCGUCCGCACGCCAACAUGGUUCUAACACGAAGCACGACGAUGGGGUACAUUUACGAACUGCUAGGGCCCAGCGGACCAAGUAAAGAAGGCAUUCGCUCAGAUCUUGAAGAGAAAUGGGACGACGUUUGGAGACAUGAAGCUACGAAGGACAUCGAGGACGCCGUUGAGCAGCUCGUGAAAACCGGGGCGUUCAAAGCCUAAUCACGAUCUGC
Messenger RNA from Fomitiporia mediterranea MF3/22, 1355 nucleotides. RefSeq names its product FAD/NAD-binding domain-containing protein. NCBI's taxonomy places the organism in Eukaryota, Fungi, Basidiomycota, Agaricomycetes, Hymenochaetales, Hymenochaetaceae. Gene Ontology annotation, molecular function: FAD binding. The record is from RefSeq and is a predicted model, not a curated record. The transcript is spliced from 7 exons. Gene Ontology annotation, biological process: secondary metabolite biosynthetic process. Bases 1 to 1344 code for a protein of 447 amino acids.